Molecule: messenger RNA, 1859 nt
Organism: Ceratosolen solmsi marchali
Lineage: Eukaryota; Metazoa; Arthropoda; Insecta; Hymenoptera; Agaonidae
Product: 26S proteasome non-ATPase regulatory subunit 5
Exons: 2
Coding region: 159-1673 (504 amino acids)
Biological process (GO): proteasome assembly
Cellular component (GO): cytosol
Source: RefSeq, a predicted model, not a curated record
CGCUAGGAAAGUCUUCAUCGAAUUUUUCUUGCAUCUUCAUUUUAUCGACAUUAUUUUAACAAUCUUUCGUUUCAUCUUAUCUCUGGUGAUAGGCAAAGGUAGCAACAUAAAGUUUGAACUUUUGUUUACGAAUAAAAGUUACCGAGUCAUUGUUGAGAAUGGCGGAGUGGUUUUUAGCGAAGAUAAAUAGCUUCGGCAAUUUGGAUGACGUGCAGCAGAGGGAAGAGAUAUUAACAGAGCUCAAAAUAAAAUUUGCAAAAUUAAGCCCCGAGGAGUCGUCGGAAAUUGUUAGGAAUUUGGAUCUGAGCAAGUUGUUUUCUCAACUAACCUCCAAUGACAAAGAGGUUGUGGAACAAGUGUGCGAUGCCCUUAAUAUAAUCUUACAUGGUUCUGAGGCGGGUCAAGUUUUAUGGCGCUACACAUCAGAAAUAUACGGGAUUUUGUCGCAUAAAUUGCCAUACGUGAAAGAAUUUGCGCUGCAAGAAAUUCUGAGAGUUGCAUCUGAUCCAAACAGCUUGCCUCAGUUGUUAUUAAAACUUGAUUUACUUACAGUUGUUACAGAAACGGUAGCGGACGAGAAUCUGGGUGUUGCCGAGCACGCGAUAAAUGUUUUGAAAAAAAUUGGUCAAAACGAGGAAGGGUUAAAAAUAUUAUAUUCUGGCGUGCUAUUACGAUCAAUAGCCAAAUUAUUAUCUCUCAACGAUAUCGUAAAGUUUCGAGUUUAUGACAUAAUAGUCGACAUCGCUAAAAACAGUAAAAAUGGUCUUGCCGUAUCUGUGAACUCUGGCUUCUUGCAAAGUCUUAUUUCCAAUCUUAACGACGACGAUAUCUUAAUACAAUUGAAUGCAUUGGAGACAUUAACGGAAUUAGCAUCGACUAAAGUGGGAUUAGACUUUUUGGAACAAAAUCAAGUCUUGCAGCAAUUGGCUGAGAAAAUAGCUCGAGCCCACGAAACGCCACUUUCAAAUUUAUUAAUACCAGGGCUUAUGAAAUUCUUUGGGAAUGUAGCACAACUGUGUCCCGAUGAAAUAUUUUCCAGAUAUCCCGUUGUUAUAUCUGCACUUUUUGAAGUCAUUGAGAGCGAAGAUCAAACUAUUUUGGCAAUCGCGUUAGAUACGCUUGGCCAUGUUUCGUCCUCGGUAAAAGGAAAAUAUGCCCUUCAAAAGUUAGGAAAUGCUAUGCCUUCCGCAUUAAAGAAAAUGUCAGAAAUAAUUAAAAAAAUGCCUUCCGAGCUUAGAGUACGAGGCUUAAAUAAUUUAACGCAUAUUCUCAGUAUAAGUAAGCCAGAACAGGACAAUAGGAUAUUAUCGCUCAUUAAGUCAUGGUUCGAUUCACUUGGUGACGAACCACUGAAGUUGAUUGUAUCUUUAUCUAAGCAACCUUUCGCGGAUAUUAGACAAGCGAGUCUUGAAGUUUUGCAUGUAAUUGCAUCUCAAGAGUGGGGUCAAGAAUACAUUGCUAAUUAUCCAGGACUAGUUGAAUUUCUCCUAGAUAGAAGCGUCGAAUCAUUUAAAAAGUGUAAGGAACUAAAAUUUGAAAUUGUGGAAAGUCUGGCGGAAUCGGUGCCAGAUAUAUUUGAUGCUCAGACGAUGCAAAGAUUCAAUAAGUUCAUUAACGAGGGACCAUUUUACAUUAAUACAAUUACUGAUAUCGCUGUCGAUGGUGUUUCAUAAUAUUCUAUCCAUAAUUCUAAAAUAGAUGAUUGUUUCAAUGAUAUAGUGGGCAUUUGCAACUGGCUCAUUAAGUUAUAAUACAUUUUCAGAAAAUUCUAAAAGAAGCCUAUAACAAUACAAACAAUAUGCUUUGUAAAAUUCACAAUACAGCUUUAUGUAAAUAAAGUUGACAGCCUUCUAAAUUUA